GGUUUCUACGUGGCAGAAUUUUUCAAGAUUUCCUCGAAAUUUAACCAUUUUACUCCUUCAAAUAUGCAUCAUUUUCGCCCUGACUGCGGCCCAAGGUGCACCCUCAAUCGUAGAACCCGUAGGAGAAAUACCAAAACCUGCCAUGAUCUCUCCCUCUGUGAUGAUGGCCAUUUUAGUUCGGAACAAACAACAUGCCCUUCCCUGGUUUUUUGCAGGGAUAGAAAAUUUACUCUACCCUAAAGACAGAAUCUCAUUAUGGAUUCGAGUUGAUCACUGUGAGGACAACUCAACUGAUGUCAUCAACCAAUGGCUAAAGAGGAUGAGAUCUCUUUAUCAUACUGUUGAUUUGCAGGUUGAUAACAGUACAACAGUAUAUGAUGGUGAGCUGGGUCCGUCUGAUUGGACAGCUGAACGCUUCACAAAUGUCAUACAGCUUCGUCAGGCAGCCUUGAGCAAAGCAAGAAAAAUAUGGGCUGACUAUCUCUUGAUGAUUGAUGCAGAUAACAUUAUUGUCAACCGAAAAACAUUGAAUAUUCUCAUGGAACAAGAAAAAACAGUGAUAGCGCCCAUGAUGAACUGUACAUCUGCUUCUCUAUAUUCAAAUUUCUGGGGCGAUAUAACAGCAGAGGGCUAUUACAGAAGAUCUGAUAAUUAUAUCAGUGUCAUCAGGCGUGCCGAAAGAGGGGUCUUCGAGGUGCCCAUGGUUCAUUCAACAUUGCUCAUCAACCUGAACCAUAAGGAUUCACGCAAGUUAUCCUACGACCCAACUCCGCCGAAUUAUGAGGGUCCUCAUGAUGACAUCAUCAGAUUUGCGUUCUCAGCGAAAUACUCAAAUGUUAAGAUGUACGUUGUCAAUACAGAUUUCUUUGGUUAUUUGGCAAAACCAUUGAGAGAGGAGGAGACCCUUGAAAGCGAGAAGGCAUUGUUCACUCACCUGAAACUGGAAGCAACAGUGGAAAGCAAUGGGACGUCUUUGGCAUCAUCAAAAUUCAUCAAAGUUCCGCCAAGAAAAAAAGACAAGCUAGGGUUUGAUAAGGUGUAUGUUAUCAACCUGCGGCGUCGCCCUGAACGACGGAAGCGGAUGGUGGAGGCUCUUGAUUAUCUUGGCAUUGAAGCAGAAUUCAUUGAUGCUGUGGACGGGAAGCAACUCAAUGAAACUUACUUGGACAACCUGGGAGUUAAAAUGUUACCUAACUAUGCAGAUCCCCAUACAAAAAGAGCGAUGACCUAUGGAGAAAUAGGCUGCUUUCUUAGUCACUACAACGUAUGGAUGGAUGUUGUCAAGAAUGACUAUGGGAAGAUCAUCAUCUUUGAAGACGACUGCAGAUUUGAACCCCUGUUCCGAUCGCGAUUUGAUCAUAAUAUCCAAGAUGCGUAUGCCAAUGUGCCUGAUUGGGAUCUCAUAUAUCUUGGACGAAAAAUCUUGCAGCUGAACGAUGAGAAAUGGGUUGACAAUGCAGACCAUCUUGUCAGGCCCCAGUAUUCCUACUGGACGCUGGCGUACGCCCUUACGCUCACAGGUGCACGUAAACUACUCGGCCAGAAGCCUCUCGGCAAAUUGGUUCCCGUCGAUGAGUAUCUGCCCAUCAUGUAUGAUAAGCACCCAACGGUGAAGUGGUCAAGCGAAUUUGAGCCACGUGAUCUCGUCACGCUGUCAACAGCACCUCUACUGAUCCAUCCCACACACUACACUGGCCAGGAAAAUUACAUCUCCGACACAGAAAUGUCAAAAACAAUCGACGACAGUCUUAAAGCGAGACCGAGACUGUCUAAUGAUGAGUUAUGACCCGAAUAAGCCAUAUCAGUAUCAUUGUUUAUUAAAAAAAUUCAUGUUAAAAUAUUGAUGUAUGUUAGUUAAUCCUUAACUGCCAGUCCCAUAGUCAGUGUGGUUUGUUUACUGUAGUACUGUGACGAUUUCUAAAGUGAGAAGAAUUUGUUUGUUUGAAAUUAUGAAUAGAAUAUAUUCUUCAGUCACUUAGUAUUGUCAUUGUGUCGUUGUGGUUAUCUUUAUCCUUGUGAAUAUAGACAUAAAUCAGCCAUGAAUACAUCGAAGUUUACACUACAUGUUUAUGUAUAGUAUUACAGUACUAUGUUGACACUGUUUAGCCAAUUGAGAGGUACCGGGGUACAAUGUACAAAAGGCCUUUCUUACUCGUAAUAGUAAAACAGUGGAGCCUCAAAUGGCUAUAUCAGGUUGACACAGUAUGUUAAUGAUAAUCAUUUUAUACUGUGCUGGUCACAGUGCUAUCCCAUCGACAGAACCUGUCCUAAAAAGAGGUAAUACUCGUGUCUUGGGCAUAAUAUCGUUAUUUUUUCUAGUCCGUGUUGCCCAAAUUAAAAUGUUUCAGAAAAAAUUUACAUUUCAUACUUUUUAUACCUGCAUGAGAUUAGAAUGCAAACUGGUUUUAAUGCUGUCUCAGUAAUGUUCAGCAUAUUUGGAACUUUCAUAAGAUUCAUAUGGAAUUGCAUUUGGUUCUGAUUUCACACACUUGAAGUCUGUUUUGGAAGGAGAAAUUCACACUUUUCGGUUAGGCGGGAGAAAGGGGUAACUAUUAUCUUUACUCGAAACGAGUGAUCAAGAAGAACGAGAAUUCCGCUGGGGGGGGGGGGGUCAUUUUGUUUACUGCAAUUGUUGGCACCCCGUCAAUAAUCUGGGGUUGAAUGGAGAUAACACAGCCUUUGAUAGCUGAGUUUUUCAGGUAUUUGACUCUUUCCUCAAACAGAAGACAGUUAUCAUAAUUGUUUGGUUUAGAAAACAAGAGCACUGGGCUAACGGGUUUCUGAUUACCGAGUACUGAGUGGUAGUGUAACUCUUGCUUGAGGGAAGUGGCGAAUACAUGAACAUACUACAUGUACUAUUUCAAAAUUGCUUAGAUUUGUCAUUUGCUCUCUAUUUCCUUGAAGAAUAAGAAUUACAAUUACUUACAGGUUUGAUAUAUUUGGCACAUUUUGUCAAAACUUUCUUUGUCACCCAAGUGGUGACCUUUCUUUAACACAAUUAACCAUGCUUGUUAUUAUAAUAAUUGAUAGUUAUUACCUAAUAAAUACUCAUGAAA
Lineus longissimus is the source of this 3056-nucleotide messenger RNA. Its product is annotated as procollagen galactosyltransferase 1-like. Lineage: Eukaryota; Metazoa; Nemertea; Pilidiophora; Heteronemertea; Lineidae. The transcript is spliced from 13 exons. Bases 143 to 1786 code for a protein of 547 amino acids. Gene Ontology annotation, molecular function: procollagen galactosyltransferase activity. The record is from RefSeq and is a predicted model, not a curated record.